AUGGGCCUGGUGGCCUCUGUGCACUUUGUAGGGAUGCUCGAUCAGCUGGUGUCCUGUGGGGCCGCCUUGCUGUGGGCCGGCGCCGGGGCCCUCAUCAACCUCAAGUACUCGGUGGAGGAGGAGCAGCGGGCCGGCACCGUGAUCGCUAACGUCGCCAAGGAUGCCCGGGACGCGGGCUUCGUGCUAGACUCCCGGCAGCCCACCGCCUUCCGGGUGGUCUCCAACUCGGCCCCUCACCUGGUGGACAUCAGCCCCGGCUCGGGGCUGCUGGUGACCAAGCAGAAGAUCGACCGGGACCUGCUGUGCCGGCAGAGCCCCAAGUGCGUCAUCUCGCUGGAGGUGAUGUCCAGCUCCAUGGAGAUCUGCGUGAUCAAGCUAGAGAUCAAGGACCUCAAUGACAACGCGCCCAGCUUCCCCACCGACCAGAUCGAGCUGGAGAUCUCGGAGACGGCCAGCCCUGGCACCCGGGUGCCACUGGAGAGCGCCUACGAUCCGGACUCAGGCAGCUUUGGCGUGCAGAGCUAUGAGAUCACGCCCAACGACCUCUUUGGGCUGGAGACCAAGACACGGGGUGAUGGAUCCCGCUUCGCCGAGCUAGUGGUGGAGAAGAGCCUGGAUCGUGAGACCCAGUCCCACUACAGCUAUGUGAUCACAGCACUGGACGGCGGCGACCCACCCAACUUUGGUACGGUGGAGCUCAGCAUCCGUGUGAUUGACUCCAACGACAACAACCCGCUCUUCGAGGAGCCGGCCUACACUGUCAGCGUGCCUGAAAAUUCCCCACCAGGCACGCCUGUUAUCCGCCUCAAUGCCUCUGACCCGGAUGAGGGCACCAAUGGGCAGGUGCUCUACUCCUUCCACAGCUACGUCUCUGAGAGGGCCCGGGAGCUUUUCCAGAUUGACCCCCAGAGUGGCCUCAUCACAGUUAGUGGUGCCAUCGACUAUGAGGAAGGUCACGUCUAUGAGCUGGACGUGCAGGCCAAGGACUUGGGGCCUAACUCCAUCCCUGCCCAUUGCAAAGUGACUGUCAGCAUCCAGGAUGCCAACGACAACCCUCCUCUCAUUAACCUGCUCUCCGUCAACAGCGAGCUGGUGGAGGUGAGCGAGAAUGCCCCACCGGGGUACGUCAUUGCCCUGGUGCGUGUCUCAGACCGCGACUCCGGGGCCAACGGCCGGGUGCAGUGCAAGCUCCUGGGCAACGUGCCUUUCCGGCUGCAGGAGUACGAGAGCUUCUCCACCAUCCUUGUGGAUGGGCGUCUGGACCGGGAGCAGAGGGACCAGUACAAUCUCACCAUCCAGGCCAGGGACAAUGGCGUCCCCUCCCUGCAGGCCACCAAGUCCUUCACUGUCAAGAUCACUGAUGAGAAUGACAACCAUCCCCACUUCUCCAAGCCCUAUUACCAGGUCAUUGUGCAGGAGAACAACACCCCAGGGGCCUACCUCCUCUCUGUCUCAGCGAAGGACCCCGACCUGGGUCUCAACGGCAGUGUCUCCUAUCAGAUCGUGCCCUCCCAAGUCAGGGACAUGCCCGUCUUCACCUAUGUCUCCAUCAACCCCAAUUCUGGGGAUAUCUAUGCUUUGAGGUCCUUCAAUCAUGAACAGACGAAGGCCUUUGAGUUCAAGGUCUUGGCAAAGGAUGGGGGUAACCCCUCGCUGCAGAGCAAUGCCACCGUCAGGGUGAUCGUCCUGGAUGUCAAUGACAACACUCCUGUGAUCACAGCCCCUCCGCUGGUCAACGGGACUGCUGAAGUGUACAUCCCCAGGAAUGCAGGGGUCGGCUACUUAGUGACAGUGGUCAAGGCGGAUGACUACGACGAGGGUGAAAAUGGCAGACUUUCCUAUGAAAUGGUCGAAGGAGACAGAGGAUUUUUUGAGAUAGACCAGGUCAAUGGAGAGAUAAGGACCACCAGAGCCUUUGGGGAGAAUGCAAAGACAGCGUAUGAGCUGAUUGUGGUGGCUCAUGACCAUGGAAAAACAUCUCUCUCAGCUUCUGCCUUGAUUUUGAUAUACCUCUCUCCAGCUUUGGAUGCCCAGGAAUCCAUAGGAUCUGUUAACUUGUCUCUGAUUUUCAUUAUCGCCCUGGGGUCUAUUGCGGCCAUUCUUUUUGUCACCAUGAUCUUCGUGGCAGUAAAGUGCAAAAGGGAUAACAAGGAAAUCAGGACCUAUAACUGCAGAAUUGCAGAGUACUCCUAUGGGCAUCAAAAGAAAUCAAGCAAGAAGAAAAAAAUCAGCAAGAACGAUAUCCGCCUGGUACCGCGGGACGUGGAAGAGACGGAUAAAAUGAACGUUGUGAGCUGCUCCUCUCUCACGUCAUCCCUCAACUACUUUGACUAUCAUCAGCAGACGCUGCCGCUGGGCUGCCGUCGGUCGGAGAGCACCUUCCUCAACGUGGAGAACCAGAACAGCAGGAACGCUGGCUCCAACCACAUCUACCACCACACCUUCACGGGGCAGAGCCCCCAGCAGCCCGACCUCAUCAUCAACGGGAUGCCGCUGCCGGAGACUGAAAACUACUCCUUUGAUUCCAACUAUGUGAACAGCAGAGCUCAUUUAAUAAAAAGCAGCUCCACGUUCAAGGACUUGGAGGGGAACAGUCUGAAGGAUAGCGGCCACGAGGAGAGCGACCAGACUGACAGCGAGCACGACGUGCAGCGGGGCCUCUACUGCGACACGGCCGUCAACGACGUGCUCAACACCAGCGUCCCCUCCAUGGGCUCCCAGGUGCCCGAGCCAGAUCAGAGCGAAGGAUUUCAUUGCAGGGAAGAGUGCCGCAUCCUGGGUCACUCGGACAGGUGCUGGAUGCCCCGAAACUCCGUCCCCAGCCGUGCCAAGUCCCCCGAGCACGGGAGGAACGUCAUCGCCCUCUCCAUAGAGGCGACCACUGUGGACACAGAGCCUUACGAAGACUGUAGCACAAAAAGGACUUUUGCAACGUUUGGCAAAGAAGGGAGCGAGCCCCUCGCCGACGAGCGGGCCGGCAACCCGAAAGGCAAAAGAACAGUGGAUCUGCCCGUCUGCAGCCCCAAGGUGAACGGCGCGGUCCGCGAGGCCGGGAACGGCUGCGAAGCCGUGAGCCCCGUCACUUCGCCCUUGCAUCUGAAGAGCCCCUUGUCUAGCAAACCCUCAGCAUCAUACAACAUCAUGCACUGCCCGGGAAGUCGUGACCUGGAGCCGUUUGUGAACACUGGCCCUUCCCGGCCCACGGAGGCAGAGCCCAGGGGGGCGGACAGCGAAAAUAUCAUGCAUGAGAUUAACCCACUUCUGCAAGAAUGUAGAGAAAAAGACUCGCCAGGAGUGAAGAGACUAAAAGACAUAGUCCUCUAAACAGCACCCUGUAAAGCAAGGAGAAACCACGCUACUCCGAGCGCAUAUUGUUUUUAUUGCUUACCAAUGGUUCACAGAUUGCUGUAUUUAAAAGCUUUCCCUAAAUGUAUUGUUUAUAAAUGAAGCUAUUGUUAAUGUGACAAUCCCACUUGUUUCAACAGGCAGCAGGGGUGUUCAGCUGGAGCAAAUUAGCUUGGUUUUUUGUUCAUCAUGAGGUGGUAGAUGGCAGGGGGCAGAGGUGAGACCUGUUCAGUUGUCAGAAGCGCUACGUAUUAUGUAUUUUGAAUUUAUAUAUUUUUAUAUCUCAAAAUUAAUAUAAAUUUCCAUUCUUGUAAUGAAUCGAAUUGCAAAUUCCUUAUUCGGACAUCUUUGCUAAUCACCCUGGCCUUUUUGUAGUCUAGACAAAAUAAGGGCCAUUUCUUGUGUAUGACUGUUUAAAAUUACAGUUCAGUGAGUUUUAAUAUUUGCCCAACACAAGGUUGUUUGUAUUUUACAAUGUUGCUACUUUGCUAUGGACACCCCUGCAUUUAUGAAUCCUUUUGCUGUCACAUGCUUAUCUGUACUAUUAUUGUAUUUGAUAUUGCAAAUUACUGUAUGUCUAGUGAUGGCAAAAGGCUUUCAAGUUUUUUAAAAAAUCACAAUCAUCUUAUUUAAAACCUUGGGGAACCUGCAGUUUUCAGACCCAGUGGAGCAAGUGCUUUUUCCAGUCCCCACCAUCCCCUGCAGCCUUCACCUGUUCUUGCAGGGUAGUGACAGGGCAUUACGGGAAGUCAUUUUGGGGGAAAUUCUGCCUGAAUUGUCAGAUGCACUGUGCUGAACUCUUCCAAAACCCAUUUCUAUUGCCUGCUUUCAAGGCAAUGCAUGGAAAGUUAUUCCAGAAGUUUUUUUUUUAGCAUCCGGAUUUAGAUAUUCCCUAUCUCUAGUCAUUUCAAAGUCAAAGUGAUGGAAUUAUUUAAGAGAUCUAAAUUACCUUCUCAAUUAGACACACACUUCCAAGUCAGCAUUUCUCAGUCAUGAUUAUGCUAAGUAUGUGCGUGUAUGUAUGUUAUCAUGGCAUGGAUUUUAGUGAUCUGAUUUCUUUUUAUCCCUGCAUCAUGAAUAAAUACGGAACGAGCAAUAGCGAUGUUAAUUUAGGGGCAGACAGGUGAUGUGUAACAACACUACUAAUUCAAUUAAUGUGCCUUCUUAAUGGAGAAAAAAUUAAAGCAAUUCAUUAUUUUUUCCUCAUAAUUAAGGACUUUUUUGUGUGGGUACAAAUUUACUCAUAUAAAAUUGAUUUUAAAAAUUGAGCUACUUUAAUAGCCAUUUGUAGAAGGGGGAGGGAGAAGAGGUCUCAGAGCUCUCUGUUCUCUUGCAGCGAUAAUUCCUCAGUGAGGUAAGAGUAAGGUAGGAGGAUUUCGGUUAGUGUAUUAUUAUGAUUAACCCUUCACUUGACAGAUUUUCCUACCCGAAAUAAUGUUUCAUAGAAUUUAAAAUUGACUACAGAAGGGAAAAUAUAUAGCUCUUGCCAAUGUUUGCUGUACCAGCAAGUUGAAAUUAGCAGUUUCUAGAGAAAUAGUCUUUCUAGGUCUAUAUAUCAUGAUAAAAUAUUUUUUACUUUGAUUUAUUUAAAUUAAAAAUGUCAACAAGAAAACUAGCUCCAGUCAUUAUUAUCCUCAAAAUCAAAUAAGCUCAAAUAAUUUGUUUCCUUAGGGCAAAUUGAUAGCGUCUGAAUGGGUAGCUGUUCCGAGACAGGUCCUCAGUCAGUGUAUUGUCGGUGUCGCUUGAUAGCACCGUGAGUUUGAAAAGAACCUGCAAGGAAAGCUCUUCUAAUGCAAUUAGUGCUACUUCCCUCUCCGCUGUUGAUUACUACCUCAUUCAGGCUGAAUCCCGUAAAAUAAUGUGACAUCAAGCUAUCCCUCCUAAAAGUAACCCAGGGAGUCUCCUUCAUGCUGAAGUUCGGAGUCCGUUUUCAUGUUCUCUCUGUUCUAGCAGGGUUUCCUGCCUGGGUGCUGUACGGCUGCGAUUCUUCUUCUUCUUUUUUUUAAUUCUUUUUUUCGGACAGAUGUAUUAUUAUACCACGAGCGACAGAAGGAAGAGGCGGGCUCGGCGUUCUUAAAGUAACUGCAUUUUCUGCAACUGGUAGGCUGGGUUUAUUCUGAUGCUGCCCGUUUUUGUCCACUUGAGUUGGCUUUAUUCAGGAGAGCUUAACACAUGCGUUUGCUGGGCGAAAGGCGCUUGCUGGACACCCUCGGCAGCUCAGCCCCGGGGGCGGGCAGCAGUUUGCAGAAGCGGCCGGGCACCCGCAGUGGUCCAGGCUCCCCCCGCUGUCCCUCGGUUUUGAGCAGCCGUCCCUUGGCC
Messenger RNA from Struthio camelus australis, 5664 nucleotides. NCBI's taxonomy places the organism in Eukaryota, Metazoa, Chordata, Aves, Struthioniformes, Struthionidae. The record is from RefSeq and is a predicted model, not a curated record.